Molecule: messenger RNA, 3533 nt
Organism: Orcinus orca (killer whale)
Lineage: Eukaryota; Metazoa; Chordata; Mammalia; Artiodactyla; Delphinidae
Gene: ALDH18A1
Product: aldehyde dehydrogenase 18 family member A1
Exons: 17
Coding region: 494-2392 (632 amino acids)
Cellular component (GO): mitochondrion; cytoplasm
Molecular function (GO): glutamate 5-kinase activity; ATP binding; glutamate-5-semialdehyde dehydrogenase (NADP+) activity
Source: RefSeq, a predicted model, not a curated record
CUCGCCACGUGGAGCGCGGGCCCGAUUCUCAGAAGGCGCCUACGCCAUUGCCGCGGCGCAACUCCGGGCCGGCCCCUUGCGUCGCGUCAACAGCGGAGGCCGCGCGGCCUGGGUUUAUUCCAACGCUGUGGACGUAACGUCAUCCUUGCGGGACGUGGACGGAAGAAAAGGGAGUGUAAGCCGGCUCCAGAAUCCGUCCGCGUGUAGUACGGGCCGGGCGCCGGGGCUGGGCGACUGCGUUCAGGAAGGUCGUGUCCAGCCUUCAGCCAUCAGACAUGUUCGUUCUUGGAGCAACAUCCCCUUUAUCACGGUACCCCUCAGUCGUGCGCAUGGCAAGUCUUUUGCCCACCGCAGUGAGCUGAAGCAUGCCAAGAGAAUCGUGGUGAAACUCGGAAGUGCCGUGGUGACCCGAGGGGAUGAAUGUGGCCUGGCACUGGGGCGCCUGGCGUCUAUUGUUGAGCAGGUGUCAGUACUGCAGAACCAAGGCCGAGAGAUGAUGCUGGUGACUAGUGGAGCUGUAGCCUUUGGCAAGCAACGCUUGCGCCAUGAGAUCCUUCUGUCUCAGAGCGUGCGGCAGGCCCUACACUCGGGGCAGAACCAGCUGAAGGAGAUGGCAAUUCCAGUCUUAGAAGCCCGAGCCUGUGCAGCUGCCGGACAGAGUGGGCUGAUGGCCUUGUAUGAAGCCAUGUUUACCCAGUACAGCAUCUGCGCUGCCCAGAUUUUGGUGACCAAUUUGGAUUUCCACGAUGAGCAGAAGCGCCGGAACCUCAAUGGGACACUUCAUGAGCUCCUCCGAAUGAACAUCGUCCCCAUUGUCAACACAAACGAUGCUGUUGUGCCCCCAGCAGAGCCCAAUAGUGAUCUCCAGGGGGUAAAUGUUAUUAGUGUUAAAGAUAACGAUAGCCUGGCUGCCCGUCUGGCUGUGGAAAUGAAGACUGACCUCUUAAUUGUUCUUUCAGAUGUAGAAGGCCUCUUUGACAACCCCCCAGGGUCAGAUGAUGCAAAGCUCAUUGAUAUAUUUUAUCCUGGUGAUCAGCAGUCUGUGACAUUCGGAACCAAGUCCAGAGUGGGAAUGGGUGGCAUGGAAGCCAAGGUGAAAGCAGCCCUCUGGGCUUUGCAAGGUGGUACUUCUGUGGUCAUUGCCAAUGGGACCCACCCGAAGGUGUCUGGGCAUGUCAUCACAGACAUUGUGGAGGGAAAGAAAGUUGGCACCUUCUUUUCCGAAGUAAAGCCUGCAGGCCCUACCGUGGAGCAGCAGGGAGAAAUGGCUCGAUCAGGAGGAAGGAUGUUGGCCACUUUGGAACCUGAGCAGAGAGCAGAGAUUAUCCAUCAUCUGGCUGAUCUGUUGACGGACCAGCGAGAUGAGAUCCUGUUAGCCAACAAAAAAGACUUGGAGGAGGCAGAAGGGAGACUCGCAGCCCCUCUGCUGAAACGUUUGAGCCUUUCCACGUCUAAAUUGAACAGCCUGGCUAUCGGUCUGCGGCAGAUCGCAGCCUCCUCACAGGACAGCGUGGGGCGGGUUUUGCGCCGGACCCGAAUUGCCAAAGACUUGGAGCUCGAACAAGUGACUGUCCCAAUUGGAGUUCUACUGGUCAUCUUUGAAUCUCGCCCUGACUGUCUACCCCAGGUGGCAGCCUUGGCUAUCGCAAGUGGUAAUGGCUUGUUACUCAAAGGAGGGAAGGAGGCCUCACACAGCAACCGGAUUCUUCACCUCCUGACCCAGGAGGCCCUCUCAAUCCAUGGAAUCAAGGAGGCCGUACAGCUGGUGAAUACCAGAGAAGAAGUGGAAGAUCUUUGCCGCCUAGACAAAAUGAUAGAUCUCAUCAUUCCACGUGGCUCCUCUCAGCUGGUCAGAAACAUCCAGAAAGCUGCUAAGGGCAUUCCAGUGAUGGGGCACAGUGAAGGCAUCUGCCACAUGUACGUGGACUCAGAGGCCAGUGUCGACAAGGUCACCAGACUAGUUAGAGACUCUAAAUGCGAAUAUCCAGCCGCCUGUAAUGCUUUAGAGACUCUGUUAAUCCACCGAGAUCUGCUGAGAACACCAUUAUUUGACCAGAUCAUUGACAUGCUGAGAGUGGAACAGGUGAAGAUUCACGCAGGCCCCAAGUUUGCCUCCUAUCUGACCUUCAGCCCCUCCGAAGUGAAGUCCCUCCGAACUGAGUACGGGGACCUGGAACUGUGCAUUGAAGUGGUGGACAGUGUGCAGGAGGCCAUCGACCACAUCCACAAGUAUGGCAGCUCCCACACAGACGUCAUCGUCACAGAGAAUGAGAAGACAGCAGAGUUCUUCCUCCAGCACGUGGAUAGUGCCUGUGUGUUCUGGAACGCCAGCACUCGCUUCUCUGAUGGCUACCGCUUCGGACUGGAAAAACCUGAAGCAAGAGAUGGUUAGGUAACCUGCCCAAAGUCAUGUGAUCUCUACGCUAUUAACCCAGAAUUUGAAGCCAGUGGUCACCAUCUCCUUGCCGACCACUGCCCCAGGCACCUCGCUUGCUCCUCUCUGCCUGCAGCGGCUCUCCACUGCUGUCCCCUGGCCGGCUCCUUCUCAUUCAGGUUUCAGCCAAAGGCACCUGCUCGGGGAGGCUCCCACUGACCACCCUAUCCAGGGUGCUGCCGCCCUGCCACACAGUCUCCAUCCCAGCACCCUUCGCUGCACCCCAUCACCACAUGGAAUUAUUUGUUGAACUGUUCUUUGGCUGCCUUGCCCACAAGAAUACAAGCUCCAUGAAUUACAUCAGUUGUUCACCACUUCAUCCUCAGGUCCCAGCCCAGUGCCUGCUCAGUGAAGUUGUGAUGAGCAAAGGAGCCCUGCCUCAACUGCACACGGUGCAGAACACCAAGCCAGACCUGGGAAGAGCCCCGGUGCCCCACGUCUGAGGCUGGAGCAGGAGGGAGGAAAAUGAAAAGCUCUCUUUGGUGUAGUCAGCAGCCAUUUCAUGAGCACCUGGGAGCUAGGCGUUCUAGGGAAUACCUAGAACAUGUCCCUUACCAUCUAGGGUUUAAAGGAUACUCGGGGAGAUGAAACCUCUAUACACUGUCGUACACCAGAAACAAUACCCAAAUGUCAGAUGAUGGUACGCAAUCCAGACACAAGAGAGAUAUCGGAGACAGCACUUGUAGUAUUGUCAAAAUGGAUUGGGGAUAAAAUACAAAAGAGAGGCCCACGGUCAGGCCUCUUCUUCUUUUCUUAAAGAAGGGGCCUGACCGUGACUCACAGCAACCAGAGAACAUGUUUAUGGGGACAGUGGAAGUCAGGCUAGCCCAGGGAGGAUGGGUCAGGAGAGGGCAGAGAGAGGGGGCCAAGUGAGGAGAAGGAAGAGACGCAGGCCUGGCGGGUGGUCAGGAAGCAGAGGCUGGGAAAGCCACACCCUCAUCCGUGCUUUUCCACAGGAGCUGAAGUGGGGAUCAGUACAUCUCGAAUCCACGCCCGGGGACCAGUGGGACUGGAGGGACUGCUUACUACCAAGUGGCUGCUGCGAGGCCAGGACCACGUGGUCUCGGACUUCUCAGAGCAUGGAAGUUUAAAGUACCUU